Molecule: messenger RNA, 1851 nt
Organism: Lathyrus oleraceus (garden pea)
Lineage: Eukaryota; Viridiplantae; Streptophyta; Magnoliopsida; Fabales; Fabaceae
Exons: 2
Coding region: 1-1851 (616 amino acids)
Source: RefSeq, a predicted model, not a curated record
AUGACACCCAUUGAGACCGACGAAGAUGUCAAGUCGAUGUUUCAAUGUCAUGUAACAUUAUCUCAAUUACCCACCAUUGAGAUAUAUGUUCGUCUAGUCGAAAAUGUUGAAGAACAACCGAGUCACAAUGAAGAUGUUGAAGAACAACCGACUCACAACGAAAAUCUCGGUUAUCCAACGCAAUCUGUACAGUCACACGACUAUGGAAUGAUUCAAGCCAUUGACAAAGAGCCGACUCAAAAUAAUGAACCUUUCAUACCAAAUGAAGAGGUAGGCGAGAAUAGUGAGGAUGAUCUUGAGGAGGUUCGAUUUGAAGAUCUAUUUGGUGUUAGCGAUGACGAUGGCAAUGAGGACAUAUUCGACACACCGACCAUUGCACUAAGAGCGCAACCAAUUAGUUUGUACAACCCACCUGCGCACAUGCAAAAUAUAAGUUUGGAUGAUGCUGAACCAAUCUCCGUUUUCGGAAGUUUCAUACCAACUCACAAUUCUGAAGAAAUAGAGGAGGGCAUCGAGUAUGAAAAUAAGGAAGGGUGUGUUCUGGCGUUGCAACAAUGGCAUAUAAAACGUAGUCUAGAUUUUUCUGUGGUUAAAUCUGACAAUGUACGUUUUGUCAUCAUAUGUAGAAAUUCAACAUGCAAUUUCAAAUGCAGGGUCUCUUUGCGUAAGGGCAACUCAAGGUGGAGAGUUGGUAAGUCUGGUGGGCCUCAUACGUGCACAAACACUUCCAUGUCACAAGACCAUACAAAACUCAGUUCAGAAAUGAUUAGUAAGAGCAUAAUGGAGCUUGUAAAUCGGGACGCUUCUCUUAAGGUGAAGGUUAUCAUCGCUCAUGUUGCUGAGAAAUAUAGGUAUAUCAUAUCCUACAAAAAGGCAUGGAUUGCAAAGUGUAAGGCAAUUGAGUCGUUGUAUGGAAAUUGGGAGACAUCUUACAACGAUCUGCCGCAGUGGAUACUGGUAAUGAAAACAUAUCUACCAGGUACCAUUAUAGAAUUACAAUCCUUACCUGUGAUUUCAAAUGAUGGUUCAUACUUGGGUGACCAAAGGAUAUUUCAUCGUCUAUUUUGGGCGUUUAGACCAUGUAUACGUGGUUUUGCAUAUUGUAAACCAAUUGUGCAGGUUGAUGGAACAUGGUUGUAUGGCAAGUACAGAGGGACUCUGUUGAUGGCUGUGGCACAGGAUGAGAACGGGAACAUAUUUCCGAUAGCAUUCGAAUUGGUUGAAAGUGAGACAAAGGAAGCUUGGAGUUUCUUUCUUAAGAAUUUAAGAAUACACGUUACCCCCCAAGCAAAUCUAUGCCUAAUAUCAGACAGGCAUGAACCGAUAAAGAGUGCAUACAACAAUCCGGAAAAUGGAUGGCAGUAUCCUCCAUCAUCACACGUCUAUUGCAUUAGACACAUCGCACAAAACUUCAUGCGCGAUAUUAAAGACAAGGAUCUGCGCAAAAUAGUUGUUAACAUGGGUUAUGCGUUAACAGAGGCAAAAUUUAACUACUAUCGGGGGGAAAUCCGAAGAACAAAGAACGACGCUUUAUCAUGGAUAGACAACAUCCCUCGGGAGAAACGGGCAAGGGAAUUUGACGGAGGGCAACACUGGGGUCACAUGACAACUAACCUAGUAGAAGCAAUGAACUCGGUGCUAAAAGAAACUCGAAACCUUCCAAUCAUUGCGUUGGUCAAAUCUACGUACUAUCGUUUAGGAUCACUAUUUGGUAGAAGAGGCCAUCAAUGGACAAAAAUGUUAGCCUCUGGGCAGAGAAAUGGAAAGGUAGAGAGUGAAGGACGUGAGCUUCAAGGUGAGAAGCCAAAAGGUCCUCUUUUUCUCUCUUUGUUUUUCGAGAAAAAGCGAUGA